GCGCAUCCGUCAUGUCUCUGCUGUGUCUUCAUCAGUACAGCAGGUAGUGCUGUUGGUCCGUGUGGAGCGCAGGGCGCACGGCGCGACGCUGCCUCUCCGCACCGUCAAAUAGCCUUCUUUUUAUCGGACGGGCGACAGAUACCACAAGUCGAGCCCCCCCCCUGCAUGCUUCAUCAUGGCAACACUCUGACCUGAGCGGAUUAUAGCAUCGAUAGGAACGGAGCGGAGCUUCGUGUCAUCUCGAAACGCCAUGAGCACUGUUCACUUCUGAGAAAAUCUGGAGGCGCGUGGAGGUUCACCGCGCGGGGACAGAGCAGAUUACUGCGCGCCACGGACACUGUCCGAGCUAAUGGGAUCGACCAAACUAGCUGUACUUGUCUGCAGAUGAAAGCUUCUGCGGUCCAUGUUUGGCUGAGUUGUCGUGGAAAGAAACCAGCAAGCACGCGCCUGACAAAUCCUCUGCUCAGUCAGGUCCGGGGAACUGCAGCACCAGCCGCUCUUCUGGAGCACCAUCCCGACGCACUCUGGGGAUGGUGAGUCACACCCUGUGUCUCCAGGAUCAUCUCAGUGAAUAGCCAGUUACAAAAAAGCUGAAGGAUUUCAGUUCAGCUGGUAAAUAAAGCUCUCUUCCUUCCGCGCAGCGUGGGAGAAAGUGCCACUGCAGUGCUGGUGUGACAUCUCUGUAAAGGCUGAUAAGUGGAGUGAAAGCAGCGUUGAGCGAUCAUCUUUCAUCCUGAGCUGCUCACCUUUCACGCUGUGGCCCCACAGCCAGCCGUGAGAGUUGGACUGUCAGUGGGAAUGCACUCUCGCUGCCAUGUGGACGGAGGAGCAGCAAGCAUCCAUGCUAACCCUCUUCUUUUUGACUCACACUUGAGCUUCAUGUGAUUGUUUAGCUCAUCACCUUCAAUUAAAACCGUUGGGCUGUUUUUUCUUUUUUUUGUUGAGAUUUUUGUUGUUUUUUUUGUGUGUCCAGUGGGCCAGUUUUGGGGGCAAAACGAGAGCCCUUUUUGAUUCUCCUCCUUUAUGAGUUGUCAUCACUGGCAUGGGCCAUGGCCAAGCCUCUCCUGAAGAUCCAGCGCUACUUCCGCAGGAAACCUGUCCGAUUUUUCUCCCUCAUCCUCCUCUACCUGACAGCCGGGAGCCUCGUCUUCCUCCACUCCGGCAUCAUCGGGGACAACUUUCCUGGUACAAGAGGAAGCCGGGACUCUGUUGUAGCCUCAGAGUUGGGCGGCCGGACCUCAUCAGACAUCCGCGGCCUCGGCAUCAUGAGCAGAGUGACACGCAGACCUGCAAGACGGUUCGGUCCGCGUUGGGCGAGGAAGAGUGGACAUGAGGAAAGUAUGCGCAGAGGGGGAGACUACACCAGCAGCUGGAAUCGGGCACUGAAAGGACGAAAUGCCAAAGACAUGGAAGAUGGAAGAGCAAAGUACAUUGGCUGCUACAUUGACAACACUCAGAAAAGAGCGCUGAGAGGAGUUUCUUUUUUUGACUACAAAAAAAUGACUGUAUUUCGUUGCCAGGACAACUGUGCUGAAAGAGGAUACAUGUAUGCAGGCCUGGAGUUUGGAGCAGAGUGCUACUGUGGCCACAAGAUUCAGGCAUCCAACGUCUCUGACAGCGAAUGCAGCAUGCAGUGUAAGGGAGAGAAGAGCAACGUGUGCGGAGGAGCCAACAGACUGUCCAUCUAUAGGCUGGAGCUGAGCCAGGAGUCAGCCCGCCGCUAUGGCAGUGCCAUUUUCAAAGGGUGCUUCCGCCGGCCAGAAAACGUCACGAUGGCUCUCCCCUUCAGUGCCGUCAUCCAAAACAUGUCCGUGGACAAGUGCGUGGACAUGUGCACGGAGAGGGAGAAAUCACUGGCAGUUCUGGGCAGGGACCGGUGUUACUGUGGCUUCCCGACUCCUCUGUUCUCCCUUCAUGACCUCGAGGAUGAAGAUAUGUGUCUCCAUCGAUGUCCAGGCGAGGAGUUUGAAAGCUGUUGGAAUGACCAGUUCUUUGUUGUGUACCAGACGCAGGUCCAAGAUAACCGCUGCAUGGACCGCCACUUUCUUCCAUCUCGUGCUAAACAGCAGAUCGCCCUCGCCAGUUUCCCAGGAGCUGGUAAUACCUGGGCUCGCCACCUCAUUGAGCUUGCCACUGGCGUCUACACGGGCAGCUAUUACUUUGAUGGCUCACUUUAUAACAAAGGUUUUAAAGGAGAACGCGAUCAUUGGCGGAGUGGCAGGACCAUUUGCAUUAAGACACAUGAGAGUGGCAAGAAGGAGAUAGAAGCCUUUGAUUCAAGCAUCCUCAUGAUUCGAAACCCAUACAAGGCCCUUAUGGCAGAAUUUAACCGCAAGUAUGGUGGGCAUAUUGGAUUUGCCUCCCAAGCUCACUGGAAAGGGAAAGAAUGGCCCGAGUUUGUCAAGAACUAUGCUCCUUGGUGGGCUUCCCACACAUUAGACUGGCUGACCUAUGGGAAGAAAGUUCACGUGGUCCAUUUCGAGGACCUAAAGAGGGACCUGUUCUCCCAGCUCAAGGGGAUGGUCCGCUUUCUGGGUUUAAAUGUUUCUGAGGACCGCCUGCUCUGUGUUGAGGGCCAAAAGGACGGAAACUUCAAGCGAUCUGGCCUACGUAAGCUUGAGUAUGACCCAUACACAACUGAGAUGCGAACGGCCAUCGACAAACUCAUCAGAACUGUAGAUGCCGCCUUGAAGAAAAGAAACAUGUCUGGAGUUCCAGCUGAAUAUAUGCCAAGAUGAUGAAGGGGAUACUUUAGUUUGAUUCUUUCUUUCAUUGAACCGUUUUUUUUAAUCAGACUCAGCCACUAUAUUUUGAAGGAUUUCAAUCUUGCAUAGUGUUUUCCAUAGUUUGAAGUUCUAGUAAGAGGGCAUCUGCCUCCUCUUUACCUUCUUUUUUCAGAGCGAACCUGGGGAAGUUUGUUCUUUUUUUUCUUCCUGAAUGAAAAGCACUUCUUACCCCUCUCUAUGCACAUGUGCUGUGUGGGAACGUGCACAGGCCUUAACACCAAGGAGAUACAACAGCUGUAACCACAGAAAGGCUCAAUGACCGCGCCAAGUCAUUUGUCGCCUUCAAAAAACAUUCAACACAAAAGACGUGUCAACUCUGUAAUGUGUUUCUUCAAGAUUAUUUCAUAACUUUUUUUUUUUUCUGCUGCUAUCACAGGUAAUGUAUUGUCUAUGAGAGGUUCUCUGAAGCUUAAUCUCUAAAUCUGAGGGGGAAAAUUGCAAUAUUUAGAGUUUAAUGUUGUUUUUCCAAGUUAUUUUUUAAGUUAUUCAGCUUUUUGUGGUGAAGCCUAUCAGGAAGUAAAAGUGGAAGAUAUUCCUGUUGAAUUUGCCAAUGUCGGGAAAGAAGAGAGUUAAGGUCUUCUGCGUGUUGUUCAUUGUUUUCUGCUGUACCAACGUGCACAUGGUGACUCACUUGAUUUCAUAUAUGUUGUCUUAACAUUGGAGUAAUGCAAAAAUCCAAAAAAAUAACACUUCACGGUGCAACACUGUCCCCAAAGAUUUUUAGAAAGCUAGGUGUUAAUUUCUCUUUUAAGUUGUCAAAUGCCUUUAGUUAAUAGUAUUUUUGUAGAUUUAUUUCACUUGUACCCAUUGUUCUGUUGGAAAAUUUUUAGAAUAAGUCAAAUUAAAACAGUUUGAUCAUUUUCUGCCUCACUAAAGAAAUGUCAGUGAUGGAUUAGGGGGAUAAAACAAAUUAUAGUAGCAUCAGUUUUAAAUAUUUCUUUUCAAAUAGUAAAUUUAAUUCAAUAAAAAGGAUUCUCUUUCUUGGGCUGUUUUUUCUAAGACCAGUGAAGAAUUAUGCAUUCGUAGCUACUGGAUGCAUUUUAUGCUACGUACACUCCUGUCAUGGGAUGCACGUUGAAGAAUGCCCUGAAUGUGCAGUUUUACCAAACCGUGUUCACGCUGGAUUGUUGCUUCCUGUUACAAGUGCAUGUUCUCACAGUUUGAAAAGGUUUGGUGCGAAAUGUCGAAGUGGUGCAAAUCUCGCAAAUCUUGCUCCAUGCUUUCUUUUACACAGCUCUAUACUUGAGUAUUCAGGUCACAAACGUAAUUUCUUAUUUCUCCUUCAUAAUAAAUUUUCAAACGGUUGGCACCUCUGUGAAUUAAAAAGGAUUUCAACAGGUUUAACUUAAAACGCGCGUUUUAUAUGUAGAGCCCGAAAACGGUUGUGGAAACUUGCAUAGUUUUGUGUUUUGAAUCCAAAGCCCCGAAACGCUCAUUUACGCUCGUUUACACAGACUUUUCAUUGGAAGUGGUCGCUUAAAUGUGCAUUGCCGAGGUCGGUGUGAACGUAGCAUUACACUGUAACCCCCCAAGCUCACUCUAGCUUUGAUCAAACUGUUUCAUUUCCAGAUAUCACCAUGUUUCUCAUGUUUAUUUCAGCAACAGACAGACUGUGGUAAACCCUUUAUUUUAUUUAUAGUCAUGUGUCAUAUUCUAUUGGUUGUUCAAACACUAGAGAAUAGUUCACUGAGGUGAUCUGAAUUACUUUGUAGACGGUUUAUAACUCUGUUUUGGGUUAGAUUUUUAUGUUUCAUUUUGGCUGUAGGAAAACCUCCAUCUUCUGCAUCGCUGCUUCAAGUUCUCAGCAGCUUCAAUAAUGAAUUCAUGCUUAAUGGAAAACAUUUUACUGAUGUCUGCACUUUGCCUUCAGGUGUUGCACUACAGGGGCAUUUACCACCUAUUAGGAACUCAUUAUUUCCAACCUCUUGGUAGAAAGAGAUUCUAACGCGUGUGAGAUUUGUUCACUUAGGAUAAAAAGUCCUCCUGAAAUACUCAUGGACAUUUUAAAACCUUAAAGUGACUUUUCAGAAAAAAACAGCACAGUCGAAAGUUUCAACUUCCUAUUUUUGAGGUGAAGCAACUUCAUCAGGAUUUAAAGGUCUGGGGAAAAAAUCACGAAGGAGCUAAAGAGGAGGAAGCUGGAUUAUAAUUUUUUAUAUAUAUAUAUACUGAACCAGUUUGGAACAUUUCACUACAGGACAAACUAUUAUAACUGUGUUUUCUAUAAGUUUGCAAUGACCUCAAGUCAUUAAAUCUCCGCAGUGAUUUCAAAAAACGUUUUAAAAAUAUUUCCUUCUACAUUGAGGUUAUAAUUUCAUACAUUUUUGUUUAAAAAGUGAAAAAUAUUUACAAGCAGAAUCUUUUCUCAUGGAACUCAUAUGCUCCGCUUUUGGAAAUAAGCAAGUCUACACUGUAACUAUACCAUAACUACAGAAGAUAAAAUCAAAAGAGAGUGCUGACACAAUAAAAGCUGGCAGACAAGGACUGACUUUCAAUUCAGCAAAAAAAAUUAUAUAUUUUUAAUAUGCAAGCUAAUGCAUUUAACAGAUUUGUAUUGAAAAAUAGUAAACUGAAGAGGAUAUUUCUAUUUUUAACGUUGGCUUUAAUCCUUAUUGGCUCCUGCUUUCAUUGACAAACAGGCACUUACUGAGAAGGUGUUCCUUUUGAAUGUAUUUUCUAUGGAAUGAAUGUAAUGCUACAAAGCCCAAUAAAUGAGUCAAUAAAGCUAA
Oryzias latipes (Japanese medaka) is the source of this 5515-nucleotide messenger RNA. RefSeq names its product WSC domain containing 2 (gene wscd2). The record is from RefSeq and is a predicted model, not a curated record. Gene Ontology annotation, molecular function: sulfotransferase activity. Lineage: Eukaryota; Metazoa; Chordata; Actinopteri; Beloniformes; Adrianichthyidae.